AUGGCGGGAAGAGAAGUUCGAGAGUACACCAAUCUCACCGACCCUAGAGGUAAUGGCAAGGCGUUGAUCAAUCCAGCGUUUUACGUAUUCCUCGCGUUUUUCUUUUCUUUUUUCCCCCUGAUACAGAAAUGCUUGCGAAUCAAGUUCUCUUCGAUCCUUGCUAGGGUGGUGUUUUCCGGGAAUCCUUUUUUUGGUUUAGCCGCUCGUUGCAAUUGCCAUGCCUGAAGCAUCGUGGUGGUCAAGAAAGUUAUUGAUUUUCCUUGCGAUUGAUCCUUACUCCGUACGUGAGGUUUCUGGAGCUAAGUGCAAUGACGCCGAGUUCUUCCGUCCUGCUUAACUUCAGUUCUCGUCGAUGACCUUCAGCAGCCAUACCGUUUUUUUGGGAAAGUUGAUGCACUUUCGACGGGAUGUCGAGGAAGGGAACAGGGCCGAUUCGAAAUCUUUUCUACUUUGCCGAACUGAUUUGAAUGUGCUGUGACCUUUUCUCAGAUAAGAAAUGGGCCAAAGGCAAGGAUAAGAUCGACGAUGAAGAGGUCACAUUCCAACGUAUGGUGGCCAAGGUUAGCGGAUCGGAUCUUCAACUUAGUUCUCAGACUUCUUUUCUUAUUGUGAUACUCUCCUGUUUUCUUAUUCAUUUUGCCAAUGUCUUGGUAUUUUUUAACAAGAGAGGAAUCGGUGCCUAUUGGCUGUCUCUUUAUGCGUAGAAAAUUUAUUGUUAGUGAUUAUAUGUGGCUACGUUAGCCUAGACGCCCAAGUUUCAGCCGAAAUUAGCAUUUCAAUUGUCAUUUUCUUCGCACCAAAAAAAAAAAUCAAAAGAAAACAGUAGCUCAAGAAGAACAUGCCAACGAUGAAAUUUACCUUGAUAUUCUAGAGGUAAAAAACAUUGCAUAUCAUUCUCGCUACAAUGAAUAUCUGUGCAUGGUACAAGAAAUAUUAAAGGUCCGCUGAAUCUAAGAGCAAGGAAUAGAGUCUCAAUCGUGGAAACUUUCAGGGUAAAUCAAGUUUUAUAAAAUGCCAAAAUUUUAAUGAACUGUGUUAGAACAUAUGUUCCAUAAUUUUUAAAAGUGGAUGAUAAAUUUCUCUUGCUGUUCGGACUAAAAGCAAACGUUGGUAGAGUAAGUACCGCUCGCUAGUAACGCAGUGAUUCCAGUUGUUGCUGUUUCGAGGCGCCAUCCUAUUUUUAGGCGUUUUUAGCACAUAACUGAUAGAACAUGUCAGAAAUAACUUUGUGGCAUGCCGUGUGAAGGGUGCGGACGUCUGAGUACAGCUGUAUGUUUUAGGUCGAAUUGGAAAUCCAUAGGAUUAUGGAUGGCUGAUGUUCCCAGAAUCGUUUUAGUAAUGAAAGACAGCGUUGAAGGUUCCAGAAGUUUUGACUCAGUCCAUUGAGAAUCAGUUUUAAAUACAUCUCGUAGAUAUAUUUUGUGAUAUAUUGCACCAUUUUUUUCUCAAAAGAGCGUAGUUUCUGUGAUUUACUGAAUAAAUCCUUAAAUGCUAGCGGAGUGAGCAGGAUCCUCCGAGGUCUGUACAUUUUUUCAUCUUUUGUUCAAAUUUUAUAUGAUCAGAUAUUUUAGGUAAAUUUAAGAAUUAAAUUUAGAAUCAAACUCAUUGAUUGCAACAAGAUUAAGCUCAAAAAGAACAAGAAGGUGGAGAGAUUAUUUUCUGUCUCUGGAAUAUCGCGAGGAAGAUCAUGAAAUUGUUGUCCUUCAAAGGAUGAUGUGUCCUCGAAGAAAGUCUUUGGCAAUACUGCUAGGUAUUUCGGUAAAUGUUGAAUGUCCUGUAAAGUUUUGUGGCGGAUAUUUCUACUGAUGGAAAGAAAUAAAAAGGUGUUUUUCCUUGUUGGCAAUGAAAUUGCUGGAUUUAUGAAAUUCGAGUUUGUUUGGAAACCUAGAUUUUGGAGUCUUGAAAAUUAUAUUAAAUAUUUUUACUGUGAUUAAGAUCCAUGUGAGGAUAGAGGGAACAGAGAAAAAGACAAUUUUGAAGGGUGCCUUCCGUUCAGACUAAUAGUAGCAGCCUCAAAUUGAGCAAAAUUUUCCUUCGUGUAAUGGCCAAUGCUUAGCAGCUAGUACCCAUGGUUGACCUAAUCCACAGCAAUACUCAAUAAGAAAGAUCUGUGUUCUAUCUGUGACCAUUGAGUUAUUCUAGUCCAGUGAACUGUGAUUGCAGCGUAUUAACUUUCUCUUCUUCCUCCCCCCAAUUGAAAUGCACAUCUGAUCUUCACUUCAUUGAGAUUAGCCUAUAAUAUUAUCAUGUUCUUUCUCUGUGAUCGGAUAAUUUCAUUUUGGUUGGAGUUUUCUGAUAACAUGCCCCGGCAGGGAACAUGGCUUCCCCCUGGGCGGGGUUGAUGUGAACAGAUGCAAGAGGUUGCUGGCGACCGCGGGGGCUACCUUCAUGGACGUGGCGGUACUCGUUAUCUUCUCUUCGGGUCUCAUUUGCUCGAGGAUGUUCUCUCGAAUUCACAAACGCUUGGAUCGCAGCUCUCGACAGUGACGACUUGCUCUAUCUCAAAGAACAAAUGGAGGCAGAGGAGGAUGCUGAGCGGCUUCUCCGCCGCACUGAGAAGAGGGCGUUCGCCGCAUUCAAGAUAUCCUUCCCUUGUCCCUGGACCCACCCUUCAUCCUUUCUUUUCUUGGGCCUCAUUUUCCACCUUAGUUCUCACGUUCUCUUUAACUAUAUUGACACAAAGCGGCAAGUGUGGCCGACUCCUCUCCCGCUCCACUGCCACUUCCACUCCGUGUAGAACCCAAACCCAAGAGCGGCAUCAGGUAAACAACAUCAUACCCUUCUACUUUUGGUAAUAUCUGGCCAAACCAAGGAGCCCCAUCAGGUAUAAACUGCAACCCAAAGCCUGCGACGUUUCCUGAUGCAGGCAGCAAGAUAUUCUGAAGAACAUGGUGGAGAUCAGGCCCAAGCGAUCCAGGGUCUCGAGCCCCACUGAUGCCGCAGCCCAAGGGGACCGGCCGCCGGGCACGAACUCUGCCGGUGGCGCUGCGGGCCAGAGCCAGGAGGAGGCUGCGCCUUUAAAGCCGAGCGCUGUGGUGAAAGCCGAGGAUCCCAAGAGCGUAGCCAGAGGCCUGCUCGGCUUGGCUUAUGAGAGCUCUGAUGAGGACUAG
Spirodela intermedia is the source of this 3110-nucleotide messenger RNA. NCBI's taxonomy places the organism in Eukaryota, Viridiplantae, Streptophyta, Magnoliopsida, Alismatales, Araceae. The record is from the annotation of a GenBank genome assembly.